UGAUAAUUAUGUGGAUAUUUUUCUUCCUAGUUAAACGAGUAGAAUGGUGAAGGAGAAGGCAUACUAUGAUACCCUUGGGGUGAAACCCAAUGCCAUGACAGAAGAGAUCAAGAAUUCUUACCAGAGAUUGGCAGUGAAAUAUCACCCGGAUAAGAAACCCAAUGAAGGAGAAAAGUUUAAGCUAAUAUCUCAAGCAUAUGAGGUGCUAUCAGAUCCAAAAAAAAGGGACCUCUAUGAUCGGGGUGGAGAACAGGCCAUUAAAGAAGGAGGAAUGGGCGAAGGAAACUUCUCUUCCCCUACAGACAUCUUUGACAAGUUCUUUGGUGUAGGUAGCUGCAUGAACAAAGAGAAGAGAGGUAAAGAUAAAUUUCAUCAGUUGUCUGUAUCCUUAAAUGAUCUGUACAAUGGCACUAGCAGGAAAAUAACUCAGCAUAAGUAUGUAAUCUGUAAAAAGUGUGAGGGUCGUGGUGGUAAGAAAGGAAUAGUAGAGAAGUGUACAUGGUGUAAGGGCUGUGGUGUUCUAGUCCUUGUACAUCAAAUAAUACCUGGUAUUGAGGAGCAGAGAGAGUCCAUAUGCUUUAACUGCGGUGGAGAGGGUAAACAGAUUAACGUGAAAGACCGCUGCAAAAAGUGCUCUGGAAACAAGGUUAUCCAUGAUAAUCAGAUUCUUGAGGUACAUGUUAAUAAAGGCAUGAAACAUGGGCAGAAAUUUGUAUUCACUGGAGAAGGUGAUCAAAAACCAGGGGUGGAGCCCGGAGAUGUGGUGCUUGUUUUAAACCAAAAAGAAUAUGCUACCUAUCAAAGGCAAGAUGAUAACCUGAUGAUGAAAAUGGAAAUUAAAUUAGUAGAGGCUUUGUGUGGCUUUAAAAAGCCUAUUGAGACAAUGGAUGGCCGAGUUCUCCUGAUCACCUCUUAUCCAGGUGAAGUGAUAAAGCAUGGCCAUUUAAAGAACAUUCUGAAUGAAGGCAUGCCCUUGCAGAGGGACCCAACUGAAAAGGGCCUCCUAAUAAUCCAGUUUAUAGUAAGUGCCAUGUUAUCUGUUUCCCCCCAAUAA
Molecule: messenger RNA, 1054 nt
Organism: Xenopus laevis (African clawed frog)
Lineage: Eukaryota; Metazoa; Chordata; Amphibia; Anura; Pipidae
Product: dnaJ homolog subfamily A member 1-like
Exons: 6
Coding region: 44-1054 (336 amino acids)
Source: RefSeq, a predicted model, not a curated record